This is a messenger RNA of Drosophila willistoni, 733 nucleotides long. RefSeq lists its product as uncharacterized. Gene Ontology annotation, cellular component: extracellular region. NCBI's taxonomy places the organism in Eukaryota, Metazoa, Arthropoda, Insecta, Diptera, Drosophilidae. The coding region runs from base 5 to 709 and encodes 234 amino acids. The transcript has 2 exons. The record is from RefSeq and is a predicted model, not a curated record. Gene Ontology annotation, molecular function: chitin binding.
GAUAAUGCUGCGUCUACUGUUCUUGUUGCUGGGAAUCAUAAGAUUCCUUGGCUGUCAAGCGGACUGCAACACCUGUUCCGCAUCCUCGGGUGUUGCUUGUGUCUCGGAUUCCUCGUUUCAGUUCUGUAAUACAUCAAACCUGCCAUUUGGUAACACACUCUCCUGUCCGGCUGGUUACUAUUGCACGGCAAAUGCAACAAUUUGUAGCACAACAUCGGCCUUUAGGUCCUGCAAUGAGUGCAAAGUGUGCAGCAGUGAUAUGAAGUUUGCUUGUCUCACAUCCACCACCUUUGCCCUCUGCAUGGGUACUGAUAAUUACUUGACCUACAAUAUCACCGGAACGUGUGCCCCGAAUUAUGUGUGCAAUUUGGAUAACCCGUAUAUAUGUGGCAGUAUUACCACUGGAUCACCAGCAUCUUGUCCCCUCGACUCGGACAAUGACAAUAUAGAUCCCUCAGACUAUACUCCUGCCCAGUAUUGUCAACUCUUGCAGCAAGCGGGAAGAUUUCCCUAUGGCAUUGUCCUAUCGACCACAUGCAAGCAAUAUGUCUCUUGCUAUACAUUUAACUCUACAUGGUAUGGAGCGUUAUAUACAUGUCCCGGAUCAACAUAUUUCGAUAGUGCCACAAGAAUUUGUAUUACCGAUGUCCCAGCCAGAUGCACAACUACAGUUAACUCUUUGAGACUUAGUAAUUUGCUGUUGAUUUAAAUAAAAGUAUGAAAGCAAAGUGAA